AUGAGGGCGAGUUUGAGUGAGGCGGAGGAGUCGAUGUCGAGUUUGAGGGUGAGGCAUGAGGGUGAGUUGAGGGAGUUGGCGGGUCGGUUGGUGGAGACGGAGGCGUUGUUGUCAGACUCGAGGGGGGAGCUUGAGGGCUUGAGGAGUCGGUACGAGGGGGAGUUGGGGGAGUUGACGGGUUGCUUGAGUCGGGCGGAGGAUUCGUUGUUCGAUUCGGAGGUUCGACAUGAGGGCGAGUUGAGGGAGUUGAGGGGCCGCUUGAGCGAGGCGGAGGCGUCGCUGGUCGAUUCGAAGGAGCGACACGAGGACGAGUUGAAGGGUUUGAGGGAUCGCCUGCUGCAGGGCGAGGUGUUGUUGUCCGAGUCGCACGCGGCGCUUUCGGAGGCGAAGGAGAGCUACGAGGGUGAGUUGAAGGCGCUCCAGAACAGACUGCUACAGGCCGAGCGGUCUCUGUCUGGGUCGAACGCGAGCCUCUCGGAAUCGAGGGUGUAUUACGAGGGCGAGUUGCACGCGCUGCGAGAGCGUUUGAGCGAGGCGGGAGUCUUGCUGUCGAACUCGAAGAGCCAGUAUGAGGACGAGUUGGGGGUUCUGCGAGACCGCCUGUUGCGAACCGAGAACUCACUGCACGAGUCGCAAACUGGACUCUCGAACUCGAAGAGCCGCUACGACGGCGAGUUGCGCGCACUUCAGGGCCGCCUGUCCGGGUCCGAAGCCUCGCUCUCGGACGCGAAGGAGCGCUACGAGGGCGAGCUGCAGGCCCUGCGAGACUGCCUGCUGCGCACCGAGGCGUCUCUGUCCGGGUCGCGCGCGGAGCUUUCCGACUUGAGGGCCCAGCACGAGGACGAGCUGAACUCGCUCCGCGGCCGCCUGCUCGAGGUCGAGACCUCCCUCUCGGACAGCCGGUCGCGCCACGAGGACGAGCUGCGCGCGCUGCGCGACCGCGCCUCUCGCGCCGAGCUCGCUCUGUCCGAGUCGAACGAGGCCCACGCGCUGCGUCUGGACCAGAGCGAGCAGGCCUACUCCGAGCUCCAAAAAAAAUACCGCUACAUCAUCAACGAAUGCAAGAAGAACGUAGUCAAGAUGCUCGAUGAACAGCAGACCUACAAGGACGAACUCUCGAGACUCCGCUCCAAGGUCUCCGAAUACAGUCGCAAAAUCAUCGAUCUCCAGAACAACAAGUCCGCCGCCGAACUCAAAGCGGAAGUCAUGCAAGAACGCGUCAACGACCUCCAGCGCGAAAGUGUCCAACUAAGACAAGAAAUCAGCCAAAUCGACAAAGACAUCCAAGAAGCCGAAAACUCCCUCCGCUUCAUCGUCGACUGGUUCGACCAAGAGGAGGACUCCGAACCCCCUCCCCUCGACGAAGCCCAGCCCAGCGAGUUCCGCCAAUACGCCCAGACCAAAUUCGACAACAUCUACAAGUUCUACAGGGUCAUCGUUCAACGCACCGCCGAACUCCAAGACCAACUCGAGGAAUUCUGUCAAACCGUCUCCUACCUCGACCAACAACUCAAAUCCAAAGUCGCCGAACAGUGCCACUACCUCCAAAUCAUCGGCGACCUCCGCUCCAAACUCGACGACCUCCUCCUCCUCCUCGCCCUCUCCUGCCCCCUCCCCGACCCCGACGAGCCCCUCGACGAACUCCCCGAAUCCUGGCGCCAAUACGUCUCCUCCUCCCUCCAACUCCGACCCGCCUCCACCCUCCUCCCUCACCUCCAAGACAAGACCCGCCACCUCGCUCGCCUCUGUCGCAAGGCCUCCCUCCUCCAACGUAAACUCCUCGCCUGCUCCAACGACCUCCACAGCCGCCCCUCCCUCGAAGCCCUCCUCGACUACGCCACCCUCUGCUACAACAUCCUCCUCACCUUCCAAGACGGCCGCCGCGCCUCCGCGCUCAAAUCCCUCGCUCCCCCACCCAAACGCCAGAAAAAGGCCAAGUGGCACCUCAUCUUCCCACUCGUCCUCAUCGCCACCGUCUUCGGCUUCAAAUGCGCCGCCAAAAACACCUGUCCACAACACGCCGACCGAUCCUCUCGGUCCCUCCACGCGUGCUACACCCACUCAUAGCGGCCUCUCCUCCUAACAAAUCGAUACUAAUAAAAACCUUCA
Messenger RNA from Schistocerca gregaria, 2109 nucleotides. RefSeq names its product CAP-Gly domain-containing linker protein 1-like. The coding region runs from base 1 to 2067 and encodes 688 amino acids. NCBI's taxonomy places the organism in Eukaryota, Metazoa, Arthropoda, Insecta, Orthoptera, Acrididae. The record is from RefSeq and is a predicted model, not a curated record. The transcript has a single exon.